Chelmon rostratus (copperband butterflyfish) is the source of this 6142-nucleotide messenger RNA. It is a transcript of the gene pde2a, whose product is annotated as cGMP-dependent 3',5'-cyclic phosphodiesterase. Bases 83 to 2926 code for a protein of 947 amino acids. Gene Ontology annotation, biological process: cGMP catabolic process; positive regulation of gene expression; regulation of mitochondrion organization. NCBI's taxonomy places the organism in Eukaryota, Metazoa, Chordata, Actinopteri, Chaetodontiformes, Chaetodontidae. The record is from RefSeq and is a predicted model, not a curated record. The transcript is spliced from 31 exons. Gene Ontology annotation, molecular function: 3',5'-cGMP-stimulated cyclic-nucleotide phosphodiesterase activity; 3',5'-cyclic-GMP phosphodiesterase activity; protein homodimerization activity. Gene Ontology annotation, cellular component: synaptic membrane; mitochondrial inner membrane; cytosol.
GUGUGUGCAUCGGCGCAUCGCUGUGUGUGUGAAUGUGUGUGUGACUCCAGCGCUCUCUCUGCGUACGACAGGUGGAGAUGACAUGACUGCGCUCGAGAGGAAGAAAGGGAAGGACCUACGCGGUCAGCAAGUGUUUCUGCGUCCUGAGGAAAGUUCAGCUCCAGUCCUGACCACCAGACAGUCCACCACGUUGUCCGAACAACUCCAGGAUGCUUUGCUGCGGCUGGCGGCGGUUGUGGACGCGCGCUCGCUGCGAGCGGCCCUUCGAGACAGCAUACAGGAGUUGCUACCCAGCACGGAGUGUGUAUGUAUCUACAUGCUGGAGGGACACUCGAGGCUGCUGUCUGACGACCCGCCGCAUGAACUGCCACAGGAGGGAAAGACCAGGAGCAUCGUGGACCAGCUGAAGCGAUGUCAGUGUGCUGGCCUUCCUUUGUCCGAACUGCCAGAGAAGUACAGAAUCUGCCUCGCAGCACCGUUACCGGCCCACAGAAGAGCUGUCAUCAUUCCUCUCUUGGACCAGGAGCGGGACAAGGCCAUCGCUGUCUUACUAGUGGGCUGUAAUCCACUAUCUGAACAGGAUGAAGUGCAUCUUAAUGUCCUGGAAAAACAUGCCUCAGUGGCGUGUGUGCGAGUCCAGGCUGUUCAGGCGUCCUACCAGAGGCCUCCUCUCAGCCCCUCUCCCAUACAGUCCCACAAUGCACUGCUGCACCUCAACGUCUCGGACCAGGACUACUGCGAACUCGACCGUAACAUCUUGCAGCUUUGUGGUGAGCUCUUUGACCUUGAUGCAGCCUCUCUCCAGCUCAAAGUCAUCAAUUAUUUGCAGCAGCAGACACAGUCGCAGUGCUGUUGUUUACUACUGGUGUCUGAGGACAACCACCAGCUCUUCUGCCAGGUAGUUGGAGACAAAGUCCUGGAGGAGGAGAUCAGCUUCCCGCUGAUGUUUGGACGCUUUGGGCAGGUUGUUGAAAAGAAGAAGUCGAUCACUCUUCAGGACAUCAGUGCCGAGGAGCGUCGGCAGCUGUCCAGCAUGUUGGGCUGUGAGAUCUCCUCCAUGCUCUGUGUACCAGUGGCCAGCAGGGCCACCGGUCAGGUGGUGGCGUUGGCGUGUGCCUUCAACAAGCAGGGUGGGCAGAGACACACAGAGGCGGAUGAGCAUGCAAUCCAGCACUGUUUCUGCUACACUUCAACGGUCCUCACUUCAACUUUGGCCUUCCAGAAAGAACAGAAACUCAAAGUGGAGUGCCAGGCACUCUUACAAGUGGCCAAGAAUCUCUUCACACACUUGGAUGAUGUGUCAGUGCUGUUACAGGAAAUUAUAGUGGAGGCCAGGAACCUCAGUGAUGCAGAGAUCUGUUCAGUGUUCCUGCUGGAUCGAGUCAGUCAUGAGUUGGUGGCGAAGGUGUUUGACGGGGGCGUGGUUAGUGACGAGGAGAAGGAGUUUCGUAUUCCAGCAGAUCAGGGUAUUGCCGGUCACGUGGCGACCACCGGCCAGAUCUUGAACAUUAAGGAUGCCUACUCCCAUCCGCUCUUCUACCGCGGCGUGGACGACAGCACCGGCUUUAGGACCCGCAACAUCCUCUGCUUCCCCAUCAAAGACGAGAACAACGAGGUGAUCGGGGUGGCCGAGUUGGUGAAUAAAAUGAAUGGGCCGUGGUUCAACCGCUUUGACGAGGACCUGGCCACAGCUUUCUCCAUCUACUGUGGUAUCAGCAUCGCCCACUCUCUGCUCUACAAGAAAGUCCAUGAAGCUCAGUUCAGGUCCCACCUGGCCAAUGAAAUGAUGAUGUACCACAUGAAGGUUUCAGAGGAAGAGGUGUCUAAGCUGCUGGUGACGGGGAUCGAACCGGUGAAGGAGAUCCACCCCUUCUAUGCUGAGUUCACAUACACGCCUCGCUCCCUGCCUGAUGACACCACGCCCCUGUGUAUCCUCAGCAUGUUUGAAGACAUGGGUUUCAUCAACACGUACAAGAUUGACCUGCACACUCUCGCCAGGUUCUGCCUGAUGGUGAAGAAAGGCUACAGGGACCCUCCCUAUCACAACUGGAUGCACGCCUUCUCUGUCUCACACUUCUGCUACCUGCUCUACAAAAACCUAGGGCUGUCCAACUACCUCGAGGAUAUAGAGAUCCUUGCUCUCUUUGUCUCCUGUAUGUGCCAUGACCUGGACCACCGUGGCACCAACAAUUCUUUCCAAGUCGCUUCAAAAUCUGUGCUGGCUGCUCUCUACAGCUCAGAGGGAUCUGUGAUGGAGAGACAUCACUUUGCCCAGGCUAUCGCCAUUCUGAACACUUUUGGCUGCAAUAUCUUUGAGAAGUUCUCCAGGAAGGACUACCAGCGUGUGCUGGAUUUGAUUAGAGACAUCAUUCUGGCUACUGACCUGGCUCACCACCUUCGCAUUUUCAAGGACCUGCAGAAGAUGGCUGAUGACGGAUACAAUCCAAAAAGCCGUACCCACCGCUCCAUGCUGCUGUGCCUGCUGAUGACAUCGUGUGACCUGUCAGACCAAACCAAGGGCUGGAAAACUACACGCAAGAUUGCUGAGCUGAUUUAUAAAGAGUUCUUCUCUCAAGGAGAUCUGGAAAAAGCCAUGGGGAACAGGCCCAGUGAGAUGAUGGACAGAGAGAAAGCGUACAUCCCAGAACUACAGAUAAGCUUCAUGGAACAUAUCGCCAUGCCCAUUUACAAGCUGCUAUCUGAACUGUUUCCUGGGGCCACUGAGCUGUACGAGAGAGUGGCGGCAAAUCGGGAGCAGUGGACCAAAGUGUCCCACAAGUUCACCAUCCGUGGGUUGCCUAGCAACAACAGCCUAGACUUCCUGGACCAGGAAUACGAGCUGCUGCAGUCCCAGGGUGCUUUCGGAAGCGACGACCACUGCCUCAACGGCUGCCUCGACGAUGCAGAAGGAGGGAGGGGUCAGUGACACCAUCGGGCCGCUGGCGGGCGCUUGAAGUUUUCUGUGGUCCAAUAAGAGGCUGAAGAUACCUUAUUAGGGACCCUAAGAGGGAGGGAUCUCUCUGUUGUCAAUCACUUAGAUGCUUAGCAGGCCAUGCAGAAUGGACAGGACAAAGUUUCAGACUAACUGAAUCAGACGAGCGAUUUGAAACGAGUGGAUCCAUCUGAGCCGGUUCAGUGAUUAGAUGCUACAUGUUGCUUGUGUCUCCUGUUCAGGAAGGCAGAAGGUGGUGACUUUAUCUUUUUCAGCAGCUAUACUGGAAAAAUAAGUUUUUAGCGCAAGUCACAAGUUCAUUCAUACAGUACUGAUCCUGAUUACGAUUGUAAAAACACACACACACUGACACACAAAUGUACAUGCACAUACUGUUUGGACACACAGCAGAGUAAAAAAAAAACAACAACACUUCAUUCUUAUGGAAAAAGACUACUUCAACAUGUAACAGUGAGAUAAAGUGCUAUACUUUCUGUAAAAUGUUUCAUAAUAGCUUAUAUUGAUUUAAAUGGCUCAGCUGUGUUCACACACAAGCAGCUGCCAUCGUCCCUCACCUGAUGCUUAUGAAUGCAUGCUGUAUGGACACCUCAUGUAUUAUUCCUUUUAUCUUCAUUGUUGAUUUCUCCAUGGCUAGGAAAUUUAAUGCAGUCCAUUUUUAUACCAUCAGAACAGAUUUUUAUAUUCAGCCUCCUCACAGUAUAUUUAAUUAAUUCAUUAUGUCCAUGAAGUUGUACGGUGGAGAUUUAGUCAAUUUACUUACACAGCAUUAUAACCCUCAUGUGUUUUCAUCCACUUUACCUCAUUUCUGGAGGUGUUUAAGGGACAAUUUGACAAUCACUGAUCCACGACAAAGUCACUGAUCCCUGGCCACAACACCCCACACCGUGCAUAAAACAUUAUAAACACACCGCCUGCCCAUAUUAACUGCAUGUCACUGCAUCAAGUUUGCAUCAGCACCUCAGACAAAAGCCGCUCAUGACCUUCAAUGCACCCUCAGUUUUUUUUUCUUCCUAGCACGUUCAUCACUUCCUUUUACUUUUAAGUUCAGUGAUUUCCUAAUAAGAGACCUUAGAUAGAGAGCAACCGAAGCCCUUUAAAAGAUCCAUCUCAUCUGUUAGUGUAAAUGUGCCAGAGUAGAGCAUGUUAUAUGGAGUGUGUCAUUGAGUGUGUCAUAUGGAUCUGCCUUAUUGCGCAUCUUUGCUGCCUUUCUUAGAGCUUUUAAUAUAAUAUGAAAAUUGAAAUAAAUAGUCUGUUUAGUAUGUAUGUUGUACAUUUGUUAUAGACAUAGUUUGAGUAUCAGUGUGUUGACUGAAUGAUCACAAUGCUCAGAAGAUGUAUAUUUGUGAAAUACCUGUGUGGAGACCUGAGAUCUCAUGUCAUUUGACUUCUUUCUAUUUUAAUUUAUGUAUACAACCACCAGUGGUUAUUAGGCAGACACAACAGCAUUUGUUUUCAGUUCUUGGUGCACUCAGAAAUUAUUUCAAAGAAGGAACUAGAGAUGUAGCCUCACAGAAAAGACUCUUUCCUGAAAGCAUCAACAGUUCACUAUUGCUACAUCCCAAAGGAAAUGUCUGAAAAAUUAGAGUUAAAUUCUCAGAUUGUGCCUCAUGUAUUUUUUUUUAAUCUAAAAAAACAACAACAAACAAAUGUUUUUUGUGGUUAUGGGGUUUUGUGUUACAAUAUGCCAUAUUCAGUUUUACUUACGAUGUUUGAAAUGCUGCAGCUUUAGAUUAAAACAACCACAGAAUGGUUAUACAAAGAGAAACGUCUGUAAUGUUCUCCACUGUACUGUAUGUAGGCCGUGUGUGGAGGCGUGAGAGCGAGUGGACGGAGGGGUGGGUGUGUAGAUGAGAUGCAGAAAGAGAGAGAGAGAAUGAGAGAGGAAAGAGUGGAUGUAAUCUAGAAUGUCUUCAAUGAUGUCCGCUUUUAUACAGCCCUGAUAAUGCUAGUGAAGGUAGAUGAAAGCAAAAAUACUGCAAUCAUAGGAUUUAAAUACAUAAUUUUCCCUCAAAAGGCUCUCAGGGGGGCGCUUUAGGGAGGAAGGUUAAUUGCUAAGCAAAGUGGUUUGAUGUAUGUGUUGUACCUACAUUGGUAUAUGCAUCAGCGUGAUUGGAUGAAAUCUGCCUUGGUCUGCUCCACGGACAUGAAUUUCUUAAAGGGCAUACAAGUGUUUGUAGAAGAGCCACUCUCUCCCUCUCUGUCUCCAGCUCUUUCCCUCACACGUGGGCUUUCCCAUUUCUGUUAUUUCUGAACCACUGUUUCGUACGUACCUGCCUUUCUCAUGUGCAAUAUGAAGUGUCUGCCUCUGUGAUGUUGCAUAGAUUCCUAUGUAAAUACCUAGGCCUCUUGUUAAAUUAUUACUUCGGUUCUGAGUUCCCAAAGGCAUUUAAGUGUUCAAACAUUAGGUUUCCAUUGAAAAAAAAAUGAAAUGCCUGUGACAAUUUAAAUCCUAAAAUGCUUUUGAGAGUCCAGACCUAAGGCCGUUUUCUAUACUGAGUGUGUAUCUGUCCCUUUAUGUUUGUUAUAGAGAGUCAGGGCUAAAUGUGCCAAGCAAACAUUGUCAACUCACUGGCCAGGCUGCAAAGUGAAAAACAGGCAUACCUACAAUUAUUCUUUGUCUCCAGUGUUGGAGUGAAGUGGAGGGCUGUGUUCACAUGAGACUUUUCUGGUACACCAGGAGCAGGUCUGAAAUCACGGCUCAUCCAGGAAGUAUGAACCCAAUCUAUUUCCCGUCAUCACAGAACAGCAGGACUCUAACCGGUGAUGUAAUGUCAUUGUAAUAAUCACCUGUGACAUAAUUGUUAAAAGUGGCAAAAAUAUAAUUGCUGUAAAUAUCAAAGUUUUAAGAGAAAAUGUUACUUGAUUGUCUGUCAUUAUUACAAUGGGAAGUAUUUCAUUUCUGUAAUGUAUUUAAAGUGGUUGCAUCCUGUUCUCUUUUUUAUGCCAUUUUUGAACAACCCCAAACUUAGACUUUUAGACGGAGGGGAUGAAAGAAAACUAUAUGUGUAUUUAGGAUAUACAUAUGAUAAUCUACCACAAAUGAGAAUCCAAACUAAUCUGAAAUGUAUACAUGAUACUUAUACAGAGGACUAAAUCCAGUCAUCUGUUAAUUAUUUGCUUUGUUGAGUUCUGAGUGCUGGUGGUCCUGUUCUUCUUCAGAUGUAAUCAACAAGGACAUUUUGACAAGAC